AACCCAAAGGCGAGUAACGACAUCUGCACCAUCACUACGCACCCAAAUCCACGAAACCACAUCCGAACCCCAAUCUUCCCAAAUUCCCUAUGGCGAUGGCUCUCUCCUCCCUCUUCCUCUCCUUCCCCCUCCUGAAGCUCCCCUCCACCGGCCCCAAAUCUCACCGCUUGCUCCCCGUCCGGGCCUCCUCCGCCGCGUCCGCCGCGUCCGCUUCUUUCAACCUGCGCCGCUACUGGACCUCCCUGAUCGCCGAGGUGGAGUCCGAGCUCGACGCCACGAUGCCCAUGCGCCCGCCAGAGAGCAUACACUCCGCCAUGCGCCACGCCGUGCUCCCGGGUGCAGGCAAGGAGGGCGCCGCCAAGCGCGCGCCCCCCGUGCUCUGCGUCGCCGCCUGCGAGCUCCUCGGUGCGUCGCGUGCGGCCGCACUCCCGGCCGCCGCGGCGCUCGAGAUGCUCCACGCGGCGUCGCUCGUGCACGACGACCUGCCCUGCUUCGACGCUGCGCCCACGAGACGCGGACGCCCCUCCACGCACGCGGCCUACGGAACCGACAUGGCCGUCCUCGCCGGCGACGCGCUCUUCCCACUCGCCUACACCCACGUCAUCUCCCACACCCCAUCCCCCGAUCCGGUCCCCCACGCCGUCCUCCUCCGCGUCCUCGCGGAGCUCGCGCGCGCCGUGGGAUCCACCGGCAUGGCGGCCGGCCAGUUCCUCGAUCUGGCCGGCGCCGCCGCCCUCGGCGAGGCCGUGGUCAUGCAGGUCCUGACCAAGAAGUUCGGCGAGAUGGCCGAGUGCUCCGCUGCCUGCGGCGCCAUGCUCGGCGGGGCCGGGCCCGACGAGGAGGCCGCGCUGCGGCGCUACGGCCGCACCAUCGGCGUCCUCUACGAGCUCGUCGACGACGUCCGGAGCGCGUCGGGGAACGGCAAGAUGAGGAGCAACGCCAGCGUCCUGCGCGCGCUGGGCAUGGACCGCGCGCUCGGCAUCGUGGAUGAGCUCAAGGCGCAGGCGAAGACGGAGGCAGACAGGUUCGCGGACAAGUACGGCGAUCGGGUGCUGCCCUUGUACAGCUUCGUGGACUACGCAGUUGAGAGAGGGUUUGAGCUCCAGGAUGCAGCGCCAACGCCUUAACUGAAGAGUGGAUGCUCCCGGUUUUCACUGAACAUUGGAGCUAGUGACAUGUACAUGGGUCUGAUUCUGAAAUUCAUUGAGUGAUUCAUAUGCGAAAUUCUAAUCCCUGCUAUAGAUGUUUAGAACCUCGAAUUCGUAAUUUGGUGAGAGAUUCAUAUGUUAUUCUCAUCCCUGCUAUAGAUCUUAGAACUUCGAACUUGGGGUUGAUGUUUCGGUUGAACUUUGAUAAAUAAAAGGCACACUUUCUGAUAAAUAUAUGCUCAUACAACUGUUCUGUUUA
This is a messenger RNA of Phragmites australis (common reed), 1407 nucleotides long. RefSeq names its product heterodimeric geranylgeranyl pyrophosphate synthase small subunit, chloroplastic-like. NCBI's taxonomy places the organism in Eukaryota, Viridiplantae, Streptophyta, Magnoliopsida, Poales, Poaceae. Gene Ontology annotation, molecular function: prenyltransferase activity. The record is from RefSeq and is a predicted model, not a curated record. Gene Ontology annotation, biological process: isoprenoid biosynthetic process. Bases 90 to 1127 code for a protein of 345 amino acids. The transcript has a single exon.